Aspergillus steynii IBT 23096 is the source of this 1083-nucleotide messenger RNA. RefSeq lists its product as uncharacterized. The coding region runs from base 133 to 954 and encodes 273 amino acids. The record is from RefSeq and is a predicted model, not a curated record. Lineage: Eukaryota; Fungi; Ascomycota; Eurotiomycetes; Eurotiales; Aspergillaceae. The transcript has a single exon.
UUUCUCCAGAUCCCCACAUCGACUUUUUUUCUCUCUCCCUUCUCUAUUUGUUCUUACUCUCUAAUCUUCUACUGUGUAGCAUCCUCUGACCUCCUUUCUUAUCACACGAUCCCUACACUACACUACACUACGAUGGCAGAUGUCCGAUCCUUACUAAGAAGCGAGCUUGCCUCCCGCAAGGGUUCGUCGCCCCAGACAGGGAGAGCACCAAACCGCGUCACGAAGAAACGAAAGGUAGACUCUGGCGAAGACUUGACGCGCAAAAAGUUGAGGCAGACCAACGGAGACCAACUGCUGGCACAUGCCCAAACCGUACAGCCUCCAAGUGCCCAGGCGCUGGAGUCCGAGGAAAACGUCGAACAAUCAGAUCAAGAUGUCGCUGGUCCGGACCUACCGCCCGAGGAAGACCUCGUGGAAGACACGGAGGAAGUGGGUGCGCAGCCAUCUGAACCCACGGCCGUAACUUCGAAUCCACCUACGGAGCCCCCCAAGCAGGCCGUCGACGAGGAUGAAUGGGCCGCCUUCGAACGGGAUGUAGUGGCUCCGACUCGAGUACCACAGGCACCCGCUGCGCUUGCCGCAACUGCCACCAUCUCAGCAGCCCCUGUCACAGCCGAGCAGCUUGCUGCGCAACAAGAACAAGACAAGCAGACGGCCGCUCGAUCUCGCGAAGCCGAGGCCGAAGGGGAACGUGAAGACGCCGCACGAUUUAUGGAGGAUGAAUUUGAUGAAAUGGAUCAAUUAGAGGAACGAGUCAGGCGACUGAAACACAUGCGGGAGGAGCUGAGGAAAAAACGAUCCGUGGAAGGCGCGGAUGCUAGUCAAAUGGAUUUGUCUACUUCCGCUGGUGAGCUCCAGAAGGACCAAGCCAAGAAUGACAACAGCGAGGGUGAAGAAGAUGACGACGACGAGGAUGAAGAUGAUGACGACUGGGAUAAUUGGAGAUUUAGGUAAUUCAGAACCGGAAAAACGGAAAGGCGUCAACUUUUACAAAGGAGGUCUUGGACUGUUCAUGUUUACAUUGAUACCCCAUGAGCUAUAUGAAGUCACAAAAUUGUUGAUUAUCCCCCCCCCCCCCCCCCC